AGUCUGAGAAAUUCAAAUAUUACUAUCCGAAGAUAGGUAUUUAUUAUUCGAAUUGAAACCUAAAGUCACACUUUUUUGGCUUCAGGAGGCAGAACCUAAUUCUACAUUAGGCAAGCUGUAUCGGUACGCCAGUCCAUGGGAGAAGGAUUAUCCUCGCGCAAACGAAAAACUUUUAUCUGGCGAGAACGCUCAUGUUGGCAUCAAAUCCUCGAUGUACGGGAUCAUGAAUUACUAUUUUGUAAAGACCCGCACGUGCCCUCUAAUCAUCAAAGACAGUUUCUCUCUUCCUGGCUCACCCUGCAUGUGCUAUCGCAAAAAUUCUUCAUACACGGCCCCGUUCAACAAACAGGUGCAGCGCCUGAGGGAGAGCGGGAUCCUGAAUAUGCUCGAGAAGAAGGGUACGAGGACUGCAACGAGGUGUUUGUCUGUCACCAACGAGGUGGAGUCGCUUCGACCGCUCGAGUUGAAGGACUUCUAUGGCUUGGGCUUGGCUACAAUAUCGUUCAUCGUUGAAUUAAGCUUCCGCAGUUGGAAGUAAUUAAGAUUUAAGGAGAAGCUAGAGCUUCAGCUCACGAUGAACUACGUGCAAUCAAGAUGCCAACUCCAACUCCGACUUACUGUUGCUGUGUUGAAAGCGAUACUCGCAGCUACAAUAAAUAUGAAUGCAACUAUUUAAACAAAAGAACACUAAUAAAAAACAUGCUCAAAGGCGACACUAUUGCAAUAUAUUUAUAUCUGAAAGGCCAUACAAGGAAAGUGACGCUGAAUUUUAGUAAAUAGAAUGAGGUCAGUGGGGUGUAAACUUGAAUAAACUAUGAUACCGAAUACGUGUACAUGUGAAGACAACAAGGAAAAAAUUUCACGACAUUCACGUCAAGUGAAGUACCCAAAUAAUAUGAUUAAUUGUAUCUUCGUAACUUGAGAAUAUUACUCAAGAAAUAUAAUAUAAAAUGAAUUGUAUAUUCUAUACUACAUAUAGGUAAAAUAUCCGUUAUGUGAACAUUUGAACAUAUCGUCCGUUUUUUGUGGCUCAGAAAAGCGAGCAGGUUGAAAUUAUGUCGUUGGAACUUCAUAUAUGCAUAAAAAUACAAGCAUUGCACAUCA
Molecule: messenger RNA, 1104 nt
Organism: Hyalella azteca
Lineage: Eukaryota; Metazoa; Arthropoda; Malacostraca; Amphipoda; Hyalellidae
Exons: 4
Coding region: 212-538 (108 amino acids)
Source: RefSeq, a predicted model, not a curated record